Molecule: messenger RNA, 669 nt
Organism: Mugil cephalus (flathead mullet)
Lineage: Eukaryota; Metazoa; Chordata; Actinopteri; Mugiliformes; Mugilidae
Product: claudin-4-like
Exons: 2
Coding region: 1-669 (222 amino acids)
Biological process (GO): bicellular tight junction assembly; cell adhesion
Cellular component (GO): plasma membrane; bicellular tight junction
Molecular function (GO): structural molecule activity
Source: RefSeq, a predicted model, not a curated record
AUGGUGUCUUUUGGACCUAAGCUGACUGGUAUCUCUCUGUCAGUGCUGGGCUGGGUGCUGAGUGUGAUCAGCUGUGCUCUGCCGAUGUGGGUGCUCUCCAACUCCAGGGCCACCAUUUAUAAUAACUAUGGACAUAUUGACCCCAGGAUGGAAUGGUGUGGUCUGUGGAUGAGAUGUGAGUCCCACAGCACAGGACAGAUGCAGUGUCAUUUCUAUUCCCUCAUCAAUCAAGAACUGCAGACCCUCAGAGCACUCUCUGUCCUCGCCAUCAUCUUGGGAGUGGUGGGAGUUUUCAUAAACAUUGUGAGAGUAAAAUGCACCAACUUCAUUCAAAACGAGAGAGUCAAAGCCAGGUUGAUGGUUUCCUCUGGAGGGAUGUUCAUCACUGCAGCUCUGUUACAACUGGUGCCUGUUUUCUGGGUGGUACAUGACAUCACAUGGUUGUGGUGGUGGUAUGAUUACCCUGGAGAGAAGACCGGGGUGUCUCUGUAUCUGGGUUGGGCCGCCUCUGUCCUGAUGCUUAUUGGAGGGUCCAUUCUCUGCUGCAUCUGCCCUCCAGAAGAAGACAAACCAAGAAAGUCCAACAUACAUGGUCAAAGUCAUGCUGAAUACUCUGUGGCUCCGAAGUCAACAACUCAAAGCUCCAACAUCAAAAUACAUGAGGUGUGA